AAUAUCGUGGACACCGGAGUCGGGCAGGUAAGUAGUAUGAAAACCUUACAUCCCUAAUUAACUUUACAUCACUUGGAUAUUCACAAUCCCCAGGUUGGCCAUAGGUCCGUCUUCAUUAUUGUGGCGUUUGCAUUCCCGUUGUAGUGCUAUGCAUUUGCAUGGGGCGCUGACAUCACACCUAUAGAUGCUCCGUACGCGGUUUGGGGACUACCGAAUGUAGCACCUGCUCAGCGCAUAUAAACUUCGACACUUCUGACACAUUCACCAUCUCUCCAAGAACUGCACCCUCACAGCUGCAAUGUACUCCCCAAUCAAAACGCUGGUUGCCACCACUCUCAUGGUAGUCUCUGUUUGUGCUCAAGGCGCCUUCAUUAACCUGCCUACGCCUGGCUCCGAUAUCACUGCGGGUACCAACUUUACUGUGCAAAUAGGCCGCCCGGACACUAUCACUGGCAGUGAGGAGAUAUCGAUUGUAAUUGCUAUCCAGUCUUGUCCAACUGGGAACUGUCUCCCCGUUAGUGAGGAUAUGGGAACUGUCUUGUAUGCAGGCCCGUUCAAUCCCCAGUUUGGGUCGGGCGCGGACGACCCAUAUGAGGACUUCUCUGUUCAAGUUCCUGCAUCCUUCACUACUGGGCAAGCACAGCUUGGACUUGCUCACUUUACCCUCGUUGGAGAGCUUUUCUGGCCAUACUUACAACUCGCGAAUGAGACUGUUUACGUUGUUUAGGUGGCCCUGCACCAAGGCAGUACAAU
This is a messenger RNA of Suillus subalutaceus, 753 nucleotides long. RefSeq lists its product as uncharacterized. The transcript has 3 exons. The record is from RefSeq and is a predicted model, not a curated record. Lineage: Eukaryota; Fungi; Basidiomycota; Agaricomycetes; Boletales; Suillaceae. Bases 299 to 727 code for a protein of 142 amino acids.